CUUAUUGCGUCUUAAUAAAAUUCUCGCCUCAGUCGUGAGCAUGACGUGUACAGGUGACCAGUGAGCAUGAACAGUCAAAGUCAAAAGUUAAAACAUUUAUUCCAUUUAAACCAAUAAUUACUUUUGAAAUGAACGGGGCCUUAUGCAUAGGGCUUCCACUUUCGACCUUAUUCUUGUCCAGUAAUAAAAUCUGAAAUCUUUGUAUGGUUGUCGCAUUUUUACUUUAUAAACUCUCUGUAAAUCACCCUCCAUGGAAUACACAGGGUGUCCCAUAAUCAUUUGUCUAUUGAUACCCAGUUACCUACAGUACACUAAUGCCCGGUUCCUAUAAUUGAGAAACGAUCCGUUUUAGUUACGAAUAGUAGUUUUAUAUACGAGGCGUAAGCUUAAACCGUUCCUAUAAAAAACGUCUCGUCGCGCAACUUACUGACGGCUUGUAACUAACGGAUGGGAGGGCACCGGUAAGCGUAAAGUAUAGAGAUGACAGUCCAUGGCGUUCCUAUAAAUAUUUUAACCGUCCGUAGAUUGUCAAGAUGAUUAUUCGUAAUGUCACUUGGUUACCAGCCGAUGUCGGUCGGUUAGAGUAGAAUUUAGAAAGAAACUUCACCGUUUUCCUUGUAAAUUUUAAAAUGUCCAGUUCAGAGAGUGAUAGAGAAGCGUUUGAUAUUCUAUCACACAUCAAUGAAAGUGAUUCAGACGAAGAUAACAGGCGUAGCAGAACAUAUAAAGAAAGAGUAAACUAUUUAGCGUCGCUGGAUUCAUACGAAUUUCAAGUGAGAUUUCGACUCGACAAAGCGUCUACUGAAGAGUUACUUCUUGAAAUUCAUCCGCAUAUAAAAGUAACAGGAUCCAGGAAUCAUGGGAUUUCUCCACUACAUCAGCUAUUGCUGACCUUAAGAUUUUAUGCUUUAGGAACGAUGUUGUUGUCAGUGGCAGAUUUUGUGGGUGUGUCAAAAACGUCGGUAUGUCGUAUUGUGCUUGAUAUUAGUUUUGAUAUCGCUAAACUUUAUAGCAAAUAUAUUUUCAUGCACACUGACACAGAACACGAGUUUUAUAAUAUAGCUCGGUUCCCACGUGUUCUUGGUGCAAUUGAUGGUACACACAUCAGAAUACAAUCACCAUGUUCUCAGGUUGGUGAAGAAUUUAGAAACCGAAAAGGUUACUUUUCUCUUAAUGUGCAAGCAGUAUGUAAUGCCAAUCUGCUUUUCAUGAAUGUGGUGGCUCGUUGGCCUGGCUCUGCUCAUGAUGCCACUAUAUUUAACGCUUCCGAACUGCGUGCACAAUGUGAAAGUGGAUUAUUUGGCAACAGAUGGUUACUGGGAGAUAGUGCAUAUCCUCUGAAGCCUUACCUUUUACCACCACUACUAAACCCGCAAACACAAGGCCAAAUUUUGUACAACGAAGCGCAUAUCCGAACAAGAAAUUGCAUUGAAAGAUGUUUCGGGGUAUGGAAGCGACGAUUUCCUGUUGUGGGUUUGACUUUGCGCCUGAGUCUCUUACGAGCUCACUCAGUAAUAAUAGCUACAGCAGUGCUGCAUAAUAUUUGUCGCUCAAAGAGUUUAGCAGAUGUACCUCCGGAGAUGGAACUUCCAAAUGCAGAGGCAGUGCCUGUUGCCAGUAAUGCUGAGGAGAUGAGUAAUUAUAUGGAAAGAGACUUAUUGAUUACAGAAUAUUUCAAUAAGUGAGUAUUACUUAAAAAAAAU
Messenger RNA from Spodoptera frugiperda (fall armyworm), 1703 nucleotides. Its product is annotated as putative nuclease HARBI1. The record is from RefSeq and is a predicted model, not a curated record. The coding region runs from base 630 to 1685 and encodes 351 amino acids. The transcript has 5 exons. NCBI's taxonomy places the organism in Eukaryota, Metazoa, Arthropoda, Insecta, Lepidoptera, Noctuidae.